Phalacrocorax carbo (great cormorant) is the source of this 3770-nucleotide messenger RNA. The record is from RefSeq and is a predicted model, not a curated record. NCBI's taxonomy places the organism in Eukaryota, Metazoa, Chordata, Aves, Suliformes, Phalacrocoracidae.
CAGUCAAGUCUCUGGGGCACAGCUGGGGGGCUUUGCCGGGAGGAGAAUAAACCAGGGACGGUGGUGACAGCCAGUACCGGAGAAACCAACUGUGCAUGGCGGGGGGGGCCCCAAAAUCCAUCCCCACUGCCUUCACCAGACCUCCUGGACUUUAUAGGGUUGGGCAAUAGCUUUGCACUGUCUCAUCCUGCAGCCCCCGCUGCACUUUUGGGACACCCAUCUGCUCCCCUGGUACACCCCGGGAGCCACCUCCGGCUCAGGGAGGGGAAAGACCUGCUUUGGAGCAUCCCUGGGGCCGGAGAGCAGCUCCCCUGCGGCACCAGCUGCCGGGGAAGGGAUGAAGACGCUAUGGCCAAAUUAUUGGUAAAACUCCAGCGGUAUUUUCGGCGAAAACCUGUGCAUUUCUUCACACUGCUGGCUUUCUACCUGGCGGCUGGCAGCUUGGUUUUCCUUCACUCGGGCUUUGCUGGGGAGCCCACGGUGGCGGGGAGCCAGCGCAGCCCCGGGGCCAGUGAGAGGCUGGGACUGCCCUACCUGGGGGUGAUGCAGCUGAGCCGUGGCUUCAAGGCGGCGGCGGUGACUAUGCCAGAGGGGGGACGGCGGCAUGGACCCUGGUUCAAAAUCACCUCCAAGGAACCGGUGGAGAGGGGCAAAGCUGGAGACUACGGCAGCACCCGGAGCCGGGCGCUCAGAGGCAGAAGCGGCCGUGAGAAGGAGGAGGACAGAGCAAGAUACAUCGGCUGCUACGUGGACAACACUCGUCGGCGAACACUGCGCGGCGUGUCCUUCUUUGACUACAAGAAGAUGACAGUCUUCCGUUGCCAGGACAACUGUGCCGAACGGGGCUACCUCUAUGCAGGGCUGGAAUUCGGCGCCGAGUGCUACUGCGGGCACAAGAUCCAGGCAUCAAAUGCCAGCGAGUCUGAGUGCAACAUGGAGUGCAAGGGGGAGAGGAGCAACACCUGCGGCGGGGUCAACCGCCUCUCCAUCUACCGCCUGGAGCUGGCCCAGGAGUCUGCUAGGAGAUAUGGCAGCGCAAUAUUUCGGGGGUGCUUCCGCCGGCCAGACAACGUCUCCAUCGCGCUGCCCAUCAGCCAGCUCAUGCUGAACAUGUCGGUGGACAAGUGUGUGGACUUCUGCACUGAGAAGGAGUACCCGCUGUCAGCCCUGGCCGGGACCACCUGCCGCUGCGGCUUCCCCACCACGCUCUUCACCCUCCACGAGCGCGAGGACGAGCAGCUCUGUGCCCAGAAAUGUGCCGGCGAGGAGUUCGAGAGCUGUGGCACUGCUGAAUACCUCCUCGUCUACCAGACCCAAGUGCAAGACAACCGCUGCAUGGACAGGAGGUUUCUCCCCACCCAUGCCAAGCAGCUGGUGGCCCUGGCCAGCUUCCCCGGCGCCGGCAACACCUGGGCACGCCACCUAAUCGAACUGGCCACCGGCUUCUACACUGGCAGCUACUACUUCGAUGGGUCUCUCUACAACAAAGGGUUCAAGGGCGAGAGGGACCACUGGCGAAGUGGGAGGACGAUUUGCAUCAAAACCCACGAGAGUGGCCAGAAGGAGAUCGAAUCCUUUGAUUCGGCCAUCCUGCUCAUCCGAAACCCCUACAAGGCUCUGAUGGCGGAGUUCAACCGCAAAUACGGGGGGCACAUCGGCUUCGCGGCUCACACCCACUGGAAGGGCAAAGAGUGGCCGGAGUUCGUGGCGAACUAUGCACCGUGGUGGGCGACCCACACCCUUGACUGGCUGCGCUACGGCAAGAAGGUGCUGGUGGUGCACUUCGAGGAUCUGAAGCGGGACCUCUUUGUCCAGCUGCAGAGGAUGGUGGGGCUGCUGGGCAUCACCGCCUGCGAGGACAGGCUGCUCUGUGUUGAGGGACAGAAGGACGGCAACUUUAAGCGAUCUGGCUUGAGAAAAUUGGAGUAUGACCCAUACACCCCUGAGAUGAGGAAGAUGAUCAGCGGCUACAUCAAAACGGUGGACACGGCUCUGAAACUCCGAAAUCUGUCGGGUGUCCCGGACGACUACUACCCGAGAUGAUGGUGACGACGGUGGGGGGACCUGACCGUGCGUGGCAAGGAAAGGCUCAGUCUCCCCGGCCUCUUCCUACUUCCACCCAGUGGGUGGCUUUUCUUUUAAUUCUCCAUCUGCUGCUAUUAGCUGUUAAUCAACUCUCUGCAUGAGCAACAAACGGUACCCAGCCAUCGCUGAGCUUGCUUGGCCGACGCCAGUGCGGACCCAGGCACGGUAGCACCCCAAGGGGUUGGGGGUGCUUCCCCACCUCAGGGUUCCUGCUCUGUUCCGCUCCCAUUUCGGCUGCCACAGCCCUCCAUGGAAAUGCAGCGGGAUAUUUGUGCCCGUCCCUCUGGGCUGGCUGGCAGGGAUGCUGCGUUGCUCGUGCUGUGCCUGGCUCACCUCCCAGCACCGGCACACCGCCGCAGGAGCUGAGGUCUGGAACUGCAUGGGCGAUGCUCCCAUGGGUCCCGCUUGGAGGUGGUGGAGAGUGGGAGGGCUGUGCCGGGGAGACCGAGGUGGCUGUGCCCUCCCUGUGCACCCUCCUUUGGCGCCACAAGGACCCUCCCUGAGCCUGGGAACAGGGGGGUCCCUGAGGCACGGCUGGCAGCCCGAGCUGCAGCACCGGGCAACAUUGCUGCUCUAUCUCUGCAGUCACUGCUCCAGCCCCGCUGCCCCGGGGGGCCCAUGACCCCCCCCCUCAGGGGGCUGCAGCAACCCCACCCAUGGGCUGCAGGUGGGAGCCAUCCCCACGUUUGUGGGCGAUGCUCAAGAGGGGGAUGUUGGCCCUGGGCAGAAGAGCUUGCGGGACCCACAAGCACAUCCAUGCCUCAUUUCAAAAGCUGAUGCACCAGAAGAGCCCCCCAGAAGCAGUUUUGGGGGUCACGAGCAGGAGCUGUGCUGCAGCCCAGCUGCAUCAAACCCAUGUGGCAGUGGGGAGCAAAACACGGGGCUGAGCUUUUUGGUGUCCCUCUGGCUGAAUCCUGCCCAUAUCCCUGCCACGGGACCCCCACCCUGCCCGCACCCUCGCCCGCUGCCUGCUGAUGAGCAAGUGAAACCAAAGGAUCUCCGUGCACAUCGGGAAGAUGCCAUUCACCAGGCUGGCUUUGCGCAGAGCUGCAUGUGGUCCCUGGCUGUCCCCCACCCCAUGCCACUCUCCCAGCUGGUCCCCAGCCUGGCUUUGUCGCAAACAAACCCUCUCCCCCCCCACUCCCUUCCAACCUGGAAGACCCCUUUGGAUGUAGGUGCAAAAGCCAUAUAUUGUACGCAGCCUUUUCUAGAGUUAGGUGUUAAACGAUUGGCUUUUAACUCUUGGUCUUGAUAGAAAUACCUGGACAGGUCAAAAUCUAGAGACACUGCUCAAUCUAUAUUCAAAGAGAAAGAAGAAAACUCCACGGAGAAAAAGGAGAAUUUAAAUAAAAUAUAUUUUUCUAACAUGCGUACAGAAAGGACAUGGGCAGUGAUCCCAGGGCUGGGGGGCUCCUAGUCCCCGUUUCUUUGCAUGAAGAGACUCUGCAGGGCUGCUGGGAGCCAGAGGUGGGCGAAUGUGUUUAUAGGGAACAGCUGCCCUGUUUUUAACUCUGCCCUUGACAAACGGCUGGAGGUUUUCCAGGAGAGUGGGUGAGCCCCAUCCUGGCAGCGGGAAUCAAGCUGAGCCCACACUCCUCCGCUCGCGGUGGCCCCGGGGCUGCCUACCUCGGUCAGAACAAAUCCUCAGGUCAAUCCAGCUAUUAAAGGAGAGCUUUUUGUUGCUA